AUGGCUCCUUCCACGUCAUCAGGCCUUGUCAGCACCGUCCGAUUUAAGUAUGCGACGGAGCAGCAGGUUCAGCGAUGGCGCACGUCGUCGGAUCCGAUCACCGCGACGACAGUCGUCGAUUCGCCUCUGCGAUUCAUUUACGAGCUGUGCUGGACGGUGGUGCAUGGCGACCUGCCAUCCGCGCGGAUCCCAGCCGCGCUGCAGUCCGCAGGCCUUCCCCUUCCGCCCUCUGCAUCCCCCGACGCGGGUGCAGCAACUGCUGCGGACCAGCGUGUGGCGGAUCAGCAGUCUUCGCCUGCCCCAGAUGUGCCCUCGCUCCUGGCGGACACAGUGGCUCAGCUGGCGUUCGAGGUGUCUGGCCAGACUGACCUGCGUCGACGACUGGUGGAGCUGACCAAGUGGCUGGCGUCCAAUGGAAUCGUGACACCUCGCAUGCUGCAAGAUCGCUGCGAGGCAAGUGCAUUCUUCCACUACCACCGCCUCUCCGCCACCGCUGCUGCCGCUGCCGCUGCCGCUGCUGCUGCUGCUGGGGGAGGCAAAGGGGGGAAGGAGAGCGGAGGAAACAGCAAGGGGGCUGCAGGGGGAGUGAAUGGAAGUGCAGGGAAAGCGGGGGCAGGGGGAGCAGGUGUUGAUGGUGAUGGUGAAGGGGGGGAGAAGGGCGAGGGUGGCAGUGGGGCGGAGGGGCGCAUUCCAGACAGCCUGUUUGUGCUGGCAGCUAACUGCCUCAAGAGCAACGUGGUGCAGCUCGCUGCACUGUACCCGUUCCUGGACCCUCCAGACGAGGAGGCAGAGGCACGCAGCAAGGAGAUCAACGCACAGAGAAUAGCGGAUGUGAACCGCAUAGGAAAGAUUAACCUGGCAGCGACGGGGCGGGACUUGACAGACGACCCGCAGCCAGCAGACGUGACGACCGACCUGUACGGGGCAGUGGACGGGCAGGAGAGCGCUGCUGCCAAGGAGUGGGGCGAGGCAGAGAGCAACGAUAAGAUGCGCCUGCUCAAGGCGCUGCUAAUGGUGGAUGACUGGCCCCAUGCGCAGCAGCUGCUGGAGCACCUGAAGCCGCUGCACCCCGUUGCCCACCCGCCCAUCUGCACCGCCCUCUGCUCGUAUGUCUCCCACUCCCACGCCCUCUGCUCUCUCAUAUCUCGUGCCAUUGCCCCAGCCUAUGCUUCAGUCCGCCCAGCCUACCUUGUCAACCUCAAAGCCCAACCUUCUGCCGAUGCUACCUCAACACCGAACCUGCCUUCCAGCCUCGAGGCGUCGCUGCUGCCAGCGCUGCAGGCGGUGGUGGCGAGUCCGCCGGUGUGCAUGCAGCUGUGGGAGGUGCUGGCCUGCCUGCCCUUCCAGGAGCGCUACCGCCUCUACGGCGAGUGGGAGAGGGAGAAUGAGACCAACCCCCUCGUUCUGGCUGCCCGGCAGAUUGCACGGCUGGACACGCGGCGCACGCUGAAGCGGCUGGCGAAGGAGAAUUUGAAGCCGACGGGGCGCAUGGUGGCGAAGCUGGCACACUCCAACCCACUCACGGUGCUGCGCACCAUCGUGGUGCAGGUGGAGGCGUACAAGGAGAUGAUUCCGCCGGUCGUUGACGCCUUCAAGUACUUCAACCAGCUGGAGUUUGACAUUCUCGAGUAUGUGGUGAUAGAGCGCCUGGCACUGCAGCGCAGCACCAUAAAGAAGGACGGACUCAACAUCGCUGACUGGCUGCAGUGCCUCGCCUCCUUCUGGGGCUCCGUGUGCAAGAAGUACCCGCUGGUGGAGCUGCGGGGGCUGCUGAGUUACUUAGUGAACCGGCUGCACCAAGGCGAGGCGGUGGAGCUGGUGCUGCUGCAGGAGCUGAUGGAGCAGAUGGCUGGCAUCGAGUCGAAUGAGAAUCUCACAGAGGAGCAGCUUGAGGCUCUGGCCGGCGGGGAAACGCUUAGGCAGCUCACUGCUAGCUUCGGCCAGGCCAAGAACAACAAGGCCAUGGCGCGGUCCAUGGGGCGGCUGAAGGACGCUCUGCUGCCGGGCAAAGGCGAGCCGAAUCUCGCCGUGCCGCUGCUGGUGCUCAUUGCCAGGCAGCGAUCCAACAUUGUGUUUGAGGCGGAGGGGUCGCACAUCAAGCUCCUGAGCGAGCACUUGGACCGCUGCCACGUCAUCAUGCUGCAGUACGCGCAGUUCCUCUCCACCGCCCUCUCGCCGCCCGCCGCGUACGCCGCCUUCGUCCCGACCCUGCACGCGCUCUCCCAGCGCUUCCACAUGCCGCCCGAAGCCGCCUUCCUCUUCUACCGCCCGGUGCUUCGCCUCUUCAAGCCCUGCCCUGAUUCGCCCGUUUCCUGGCCGGCUCUUGCUGCUGGGAGCGGUGCGGUGCACUGGCGGGACGUGGUGGAGUGGGUGCGAAGCAUGCCACCCGCAGCAGCGUGGCGGGGCCUGUCGCCGCCCUUCUACCUGCUCUUCUGGGGGCUCUCCCUCUGCGACCUGCAUGUGCCGCGGCAGCGAUACGAAGCCGAGAUGUCCAAGCAGAGGGCGCUGCUGCGCUCCCUCGAAGAUGUUGGGGACUCCUCAGGAUCAGCCAUCCAGAAGCGCAAGAAGGAGAAGGAGCGCGUGCAGGAGCUGUUGGACCGGCUCUCGGCCGAGCUGGCUCGGCAGCAGGCUCGGGUCGAGGCAGUGCAGCGGCGGCUGGUUCGGGACCGUGCGCGCUGGCUUAGCCCGGCUGCCGUGCCGGACAGCUGGCGCAUUGUACCUUGCUUCCUGCACCACUGCGUGAUUCCGAGGGUUUUGAUGAGCCCCGAGGAUGCUGUGUAUUGCGCCAAGUUUAUACUGCGCAUGCACGCAGCAGCCACGCCACAGUUCUGCACGUUUCAGAUGGUGGACGCCUUCGUGUGCAAGAGCUUCCACCCUCUGCUCGCCAGCUCCUCUGAAGCUGAGGCAGGCCGCCUGGGGCGGUUUGUGCUGGAAAUUCUGCAGGCCAUCUACCGGUGGAAGAGCGAUGCAGCGGUGUACAACGCGGAGUGUCUGGAUCACCCCGGGUCGUCCAAGAGUGUGAUGAAGAAACCCAACAACAACAUGACGCUCGACCAGUUCCGUACGAUCAACUGGAAGUGGAACGCCAAGCUGGUGAAGGUGCUAUCCACGCUCCUCGAGUCAACGGAGUACAUGCACAUCCGCAACGCGCUCACGCUGCUCUCGCGCGUCUCUGCCGUCUUCCCCGUCACCAAGCGCGGCGGGCUCGUGCUCGAACGCAAGGUGAAUCGCCUUAAGGCAGAGGAGCGGCAGGAUCUGAAGCUCAUGGCCACCAGCGUUUCGGCUGCGCUCAAUGCCAAGAAGGUAUGGCUGCGAUGGGAGAGACGCAUGGCUGCCUGCCAGCGUGUCGCUCAACCGCACUCUACACCAAGAAGGGACAGCUUGGGUGUGGGUGGGUCUAGUAGGAGAGCGUAUGAGGAGAAAGAGGAGCAUGAGGCUGGGGAGGUGAGGGGGGAGGUGAGGGGGGAGGUGAGGGGGGAGGACAGGUGGGAGAGCAGGGGAGGGCAUAAGAGGGGGAGUGAUGGGGCGGAGAGACUGGGGGGAAGAGAUGUGGGUGAGAGGGGGAAGAGAGGGGAGUGGGAGGAUGGGGAGCAGGAUGUGCGUGGUGCGAGGGAUGAGAGGAGUGUGAAGAUUGAGAAAGAGGAAAUGAAGAGUAGGGAGAGGGAGAGGGAUAGGGAGGAGAGGGAUAAAGAUAAAUCGAAGGUGUUGGAUAGAGAAAGGGAGGCGGAGGCAGGGAAGGGGAAGGAGAGAGAAGGGAGAGACAGGGAGAGGGAGAGGGGGAAGGAGAGGGAGAGGGAGAGGGAGGACAAGGGACGGGACAGGGGACGAGGAGAGAGAGAGAAGGAUCGUGAAGUGGAGAGGGGGGAAGUGAAGGAAGGGCGGGAGAGGGACAAGGGACGCGAGAGGAACCAUGAGGACGAAAGAGGGGAGGAGAAGGAGAGGGAGAAGGAGAAGGAAAGGGAGAAGGAGAAGGAGAAAGAGAAGGAUAAGCAGAGGGAGCGAGCGCAGGAGGAGAAGAUGAGGGAGGAGAGGGAGAGGGAGAAAGAGAGGGAGAGACUGAGGGCACGGCUUGAGGAAGAUAUGAUGGUGAGGGAGAAGGAGAAGGAGAGGGAGAGGGAGAGAGAGAAGGAAAGGGAGAGGGAGAAGGAGCGAGAGAGGGAGAGGGAGCGGGGGUCGGGGAAGGAUAAGGAAAGGGAGCGAAGUAAGGCUGCUGCGGCGGCAGCUGUGGCUGCAGCUGCCGCUGCCACUGCUGGUCGGAGUGCUGGAGGGGGGGCGGGAGGAGGAGAGGGAGGUGCAGGAGGUGGAGGGGGAGGAGUAGUAGGAGGCACAUCAGGUGUGAGGAGUCCGAAAGAAAUGGAAGGGGUGGAAGAGGGAGGGAGGGGUCGGGGUGGGAAGAGGAGUGUGAGCUCGUCAGAAGAUGGGGGAGGAGGGGCGGUGGCUGGGGGUAGUGGGGAGCGGGGAGUGAAGCGAGUGAGGAGGAGCGAUGGGGAGAUGGAGAGGGAGAGAGGGAGGGACGAGAAGGGGAAAGAGAGGGAGAGGGAGCGGGAGAGGGGAGAGGAGACGUCGAGGGCGCAUGAGCGGGAAGGGAGAGGGGAAGGGAGAGGAGGGGAGCGCGGGAGUGGGGGCCGGGGAGGGGAGAAGGGAGAGUGGAGUGAGAGAGGCAGUGUGGAGCGGGGGAAGGGGAGAGACGUGGAGGAUACAGGUAUUGUGGGUGAUGGGCGUGGGGAUGUGCAUGAGUGGGGGGAAAGGGGUGGUGUGCGUGAGAAAGGAGUGUCUGAUCGUAAAGGAGACAGGGAGAGGGAGAAGGAGAGGGAAAGGGAGAAGGGGAGGGAGAGAGAGCGAGGGCAGGUUGAUAGCACCCCAGAGAGGGAGGUGAAGGAGGAGAGGGGUGGGGGGCGUGAGAGGGAGGCUGAGCACCUGAAGGAGAGAGAGAGGGAGUGGGAGCAUGAGAGGACUGAGAGGGAUGGAGGGAGAGAGAGGGAGAGGGAGCAUGAGCGAGCUACUGUGAAGGAGAGACUGGGUGAGCGCGGCAGGGGUGGGAGGGAGAGGGGAGAGAGAGGGGAGAGGGUGGGUGGAAAGGAGGAGGAGCGGGGAGUGGAGCAGGAGCGAGUGUACGAAAAGGAGCGUGGGGAGAGGGAGCGUGGUGAGAAAGGAGAGAAGGAGCGUGGAAUCUUCCCAGAGCGGAGCAUUGAGAGGGGAGGGGGGAUACGUGUGGUGGUGCGGGAUGUGGGCGAGGAGGGGCGGGAGGAGGGGCAUGCGCAGAGGCAUGGAGCAGGGCAGGGGCUUCGUCACUCGCUUGUCGUUGGUGUAACUCCACCUGCUCCUGCUGGAAGAAUCAUUCACGAGCCCAUUUCCCCGCUUCCACCGCAGCCGCUCUCCCUGCCUGCGCAGCUCGCUCCUACCAGCUCCUCCGCUGCUCUCCCUGCGAAGCGCAGGAAGAUUAAGAGGGAUCAGAGCCUCAUGCAGCCGCAUGGAGAUGCCAUGCAUUCGCCAGGUGGUGCUGGGCCGCCUGUGGCUGGCAUUCCAGCAGGCGGGCCAUCAGCCAUGCCCAUGCCGCUCGCUCCGCCAUUCCACUCGGGUGGGGUUCACCCAUCGCCUCGUUCCCCUGCUGUGGUUAUGGCAGCUGGAGGUGGGCACCGUGGUGGGCCGAUGCUGCAUGUAACUUCAACACUGGAUGACCGUGCAGACAGACGGUGGAUUUCCGAUGGUGGUGGCAGUGGCGGAGGUGGAAGCAGGAGAAGCGGCGAGGUUGAGCUGCCGCCGCCUUCUCGAGGGGCAGGGCCUGCUAGGAGCUCCAGACUUGCUGGUAGGCUUGGGGAGCAGGAUGGUGGAGCGGGAGGGAGCUAUGAACGUAGUGGUCCUGGUCAAGGAGGGGGGAUGCGGGACGAGGCGUGGGAUGGCGACAAGGCGCGAAGGGAUGGUCGCAUGAGUAACAGACGCCAUUGA
Closterium sp. Yama58-4 is the source of this 5946-nucleotide messenger RNA. NCBI's taxonomy places the organism in Eukaryota, Viridiplantae, Streptophyta, Zygnematophyceae, Desmidiales, Closteriaceae. The record is from the annotation of a GenBank genome assembly.